Colletotrichum higginsianum IMI 349063 is the source of this 1086-nucleotide messenger RNA. Its product is annotated as Aspartate-semialdehyde dehydrogenase. The transcript is spliced from 3 exons. NCBI's taxonomy places the organism in Eukaryota, Fungi, Ascomycota, Sordariomycetes, Glomerellales, Glomerellaceae. The record is from RefSeq and is a predicted model, not a curated record. Gene Ontology annotation, biological process: L-threonine biosynthetic process. Gene Ontology annotation, molecular function: NAD binding; aspartate-semialdehyde dehydrogenase (NADP+) activity; NADP binding. Bases 1 to 1086 code for a protein of 361 amino acids.
AUGGGCGAAUUCCCAGUAAAGAAGUGCGGCGUCCUCGGGUGCACCGGCUCCGUCGGCCAGCGCUUCAUCCUUCUGCUCUCGCAGCACCCGUACCUCAAGCUUGCCGCCGUUGGCGCCUCCUCUCGCUCGGCCGGCAAGAAAUACCGCGACGCCGUGCGGUGGAAGCAGGCUUCGCCCAUGGGCGCUGUGGCCGACCUCGUCGUGCGCGAGUGCAAGGCUUCCGAGUUCAGCGACUGCGACGUCGUUUUUAGCGGUCUGGACUCGGACGUUGCUGGCGAAAUUGAGAUGGAAUUCCUCAAGGCCAACCUGGCCGUCUUCUCCAACGCCAAGAACUACCGCCGCGACCCCCUCGUCCCCCUCGUUGUCCCCACCGUCAACCUGCCUCACCUCGACCUCAUCCCCCACCAGCGCAAGCAACAUGGUCUCGAGAAGGGCUUCCUCGUCUGCAACUCCAACUGCGCCGUCAUCGGCCUCGUCAUCCCCUUCGCCGCUCUCCAGGCCGCCUUCGGCCCCGUCGACCAAGUUUCUGUCGUCACCAUGCAGGCCGUCUCCGGCGCGGGCUACCCCGGCGUCUCCUCCAUGGACAUGAUCGAUAACGUCGUGCCUUUCAUCUCGGGCGAGGAGGACAAGCUCGAGACCGAGGCCCAGAAGAUUCUCGGCACCAUCACCUCGGACCUCACCGCCUUCGAGGACCAGACCGAUCUCAAGGUCAGCGCCUCGUGCAACCGCGUCCCCGUCCUCGACGGCCACACUGCUUGUGUCUCGCUCAGGUUCGCUCGCCGUCCGGCCCCUUCGGCCGAGGACGUCAAGAAGGCCCUGCGCGAGUAUGUCUCCGACGCUCAGCGCCUCGGCUGCCCCUCAGCCCCCGAGAGCCCUAUCGUCGUCUUCGACGAGCCCGACCGCCCCCAGCCCCGCCUCGACCGCGACCUCGGCCGCGGCUACAGCGUUAGCGUCGGCCGCGUGCGUGAGGAUGAGAGCGGCAUCUUCGACCUCAAGUUCGUCGCCCUCAGCCACAACACCGUCAUCGGCGCCGCUGGCUCCUCCAUCCUCAACGCCGAGGCCGCCGUGCUCAAGGGCUUUGUCUAG